Messenger RNA from Cladocopium goreaui, 1248 nucleotides. NCBI's taxonomy places the organism in Eukaryota, Dinophyceae, Suessiales, Symbiodiniaceae. The record is from the annotation of a GenBank genome assembly.
AUGAACUAUGCGCUGCUCCCAGGGAUAUUGUUAUUGCUGGUGGUGGUCGCCAUCACCGUCUGCUUUCUGGCAGCGGUCCCAUUGUGGAAGCUGCGGCUUCUGUGGAAUUCCAAAGCCUCACUUACGACGCCGGCAGAUUGGUGGCUCUAUGCUUUAACUCGCUGUCCCUGCUUGACUUUGAUGUUCGGGAUCCUCCUUCCUUGCAGCUUUGGACUUGUGGGCGCUGCUGCUUCAGGAUUUUCGGUAAAUGUGAAUUUGGAUUUCUCUGAAUAUUUGGAAGCUGAGUUGGAGGAACAAUAUUUGUUGAAUGUGGCCACUGAAGCUUCCUUACGGCAAGUGCGAAAGCCCUUCAGCACCGAGCUGCAAGAGCAAUUCGAGGGGUGGACGGCUGACCGCUAUGAGAAUAGGCGACACGGAACUGACAACAUCGCAGACGUUUGGCAGCCGGAUAUCUCCCGGAUGGUCAUCGCUAAGGCGCCUCGAGGUUUAUAUGAGGGUGUCCCGCUGAUCUUUCGCUUGUGGAGCCUGGACAUUUUCUACGAAGCCGUCGAUCAAGAAAAAGGCAUCUUCACUGAAGAGGCUCUGAAUGAAAUCAGAGACUUUGAGAACCAGUUGGUCUCGUUUUCUGGAUAUUCGACGUUCUGCCGAAGGUGGGACUCUUUUGGGGAAUUGCCAUGUGACGCUCCAAGUUCAGUAAAGAAUCUCUUCUUCACCAUGCCCAAUUCCAGCCGGGACUCAUCCACCAUGGAGCUGGUCUAUGAUGGGACUGGCAAGUUAGCAAGCAUCGAUUUGGCUUUAGAGGAGCUAGCCAGAAAUGAAGUCCGGUGGUGGACUGAGAGCGAUUUCAACAGCAAGAAGCUCAAGAGUCAGUACACGAGGUCAACUUUUUAUGGUGGUGCUCCAUUGAUUGGUUAUAGCACCUGGCAUGACCGACAAGCCGAACAGGAGGCGAAGAUUCAUGAUUUUCUGGGCCGUUUGUUUAGAGACUAUUUGCGCGGGGCAGAUGUGCCUUCCAGUGAUCCCAUCCACUUGCCCUACAAGCACGUGAAGUUCGCAUGGUAUGAAAAAAGGAUGCACAGCUAUGAGGUCUUGUACUACUUGUGGUACGACAUGUUAUUUGCCUUCGGCACCCUGACGAUGGUGACUUUGAUGGUUUUGAUGAGAUUUCAGAAUGUCUUCAUCACCUUCUUCGCUGCAAUAGGCGCACACUUGGCCUUCUCCGGGGCAAGCAGUGCUUUACGUCUCUAA